This is a messenger RNA of Filobasidium floriforme, 3792 nucleotides long. RefSeq lists its product as uncharacterized. The record is from RefSeq and is a predicted model, not a curated record. Gene Ontology annotation, biological process: RNA processing. The coding region runs from base 1 to 3693 and encodes 1230 amino acids. The transcript is spliced from 13 exons. NCBI's taxonomy places the organism in Eukaryota, Fungi, Basidiomycota, Tremellomycetes, Filobasidiales, Filobasidiaceae. Gene Ontology annotation, molecular function: ribonuclease III activity.
AUGCCCGCUCACGAAUUCUAUGGAAACACUAAAGCCCUAUCCGGAAAUGAGGAACGAUAUCACUCCGAUCUCCUAAGCAUUCCGGACGAGUUCGUACUUUACCACGAACGGCAUGAAGCCAAACAUCAACAAGCUUACGACCUGCUCGGGGAGAUCGAUGAUGCGGUGAUCGACGCGUUCGAGACGAUCGAUAACAAUGAGCCGGAUGAUGGGGGAAGGAAGGGGGUGAUAGUGCCGUAUGAGGAUGUGGAUCGAGCUGCGACUACGACUCGAAGGUCGAUCUCAACAGGAUUGAGGAGGGUCACCUGUCAGUUAGGGCCGGCAGGAGCCGUUUCCUACCUCAGAAAGACCUACCAGCUGAACCGACAGCCGAAGGACAAGCAGGAGGAUGGAUCGGCUCCAGCUCUAGAUUCUGAUGAAGACAAGGUACAUAGCGAGGGAAGCAGUCGACCGGUGGAAGCCGAGACGGUCCGUGCGCCGAGCGAGAACGGGGUGCCCAUCAGUGAGAGGAAGCAACGGGAGGCCCUCGAAAACAUCGGGGCGUACGUUCGGGCUGCCAAAAAAGAGGGGUCGAUACAUAACGACAAGAUGAGCAAGCUGUUGCAGCUCUUCAAACGUUUCGAACGGGAAGCGGACGAAGGGGGGGCGGAAGGCAAAUGGAAGUGUUUGUUAAUCGUCAAAGACGAUCUUCUCGUCGACACCAUCACCGAGGUCCUGAAAGCCAAUGACCUCCGCGUGGCGAGUAUGACGACCCAGAUUGCAGCUCCUGAUACUACGGAGCGGGUCGCAAAGGCAAGAAGGCUGGCGAUCAAGUUUCAUGAUGCGAGUCACAACGUCAUCGUCGCCCCUGCGAUUGAGGACUGUCAGUGGGAAUUGCCGACCUGUAAUGUCGUACACUACGAGGAUGUUGGUGGGAAAGCAGCGCGAACCAUCCCUUUACAAAAGGAGGGAAAGCUAGAUCACCGGUUCUAUGUCUUCCGUAUGCGGGAGGAGUCGGAAGACAACGAACCCGAGGUCGCUCAUACGCUGGAUCCCAUUCCCUCCAAAGUACAACAAAUCCCACUACGAUCGCAAACAGAUCUCGGGCUGCCUGAAAGAGGUAUCCCGCAGAUCAAAGACAGGCAGGCGGUGACAUAUCAAGGUCCGUUCGGUCGGUCAAUAACAGCGAGUCGCCUUGGAGAGGACAGUGUCGCCGAAGUCAGCAUGGCCAGCAGGAUCAAAGGCCGCAUGACGAUUUCCAACGGCCGCGGUGCGGUUCUCACUGCUACAAAUGCGGCGGGAUUGAUCAAGGAGGUCUGUACAAGGAGAGGCUGUACCACGAGGAUCAUUGAGGAACCUUCUCGACUCCAGGACAAAGCCAAGAAUGCCCUAGCCUUCACACUCAUUACGUCGGGUGCUAAGGAUUCAGGUCCAGGUGCUAUGGGUCUAGGUCCGAUCCUGUCGGAUACUGGCGCGGCAAGAGGUGGCGAUCUAGCCUAUAUCACCUUUGCUGCUGCUCUCUAUAUGGCCGGAUGGCUGGAUGAGCGGUUUGAAAUCGUCGACGUUGAUGCGCCAGCACGCCCGGCUCUCUCGAAUUUGAAAGAUCAACCCGGACCUUCUCUCCAAUCUGUUCGACCCGGAGAUCCUCUUCCGAGCGGUCGGCUGCUACGACCCCUGCCCCGCCGCAGUAACGACGCUGCAAAACCACAAUUCUGGGAGGGAUGUACCUUGUCAGCGGGUGACUAUUUCGCCACGCUAUGCAGGAUCGAGUGCCCAAUCCGUACCGGAGUCGUUGGCAGACGGACAUACAGGACGAUGUGCAUCCUGACAACGAAAGCCUUCUCGUUCCCCAUGGGUCGACCGCUGCCAAAUUGCAAAAACGUCGUCAUAGUCGACGCCGUUCUUGAAGCGCGCGAUGCCAUCAAUCUGGAUCGGGCUCAAGUCAAUACGGCUAUUGUCUACACUCUGAAACUCUUCUCUCUCCCACGACGGCAACAACUUCAACAGCACGCGCUGCCGUAUCUCGUCCUACCAAUGUCGAGCGCCUGGACCAUGUCGGAUGCUUGUGGACGACCUAGGGGUCUCGAUUUGGCGUGGAGUGAGAUUAAAGCAGGCGUCUCAAGCGACAAGCGGAUGGCAGGCCGCUUUGAAUCAAGCGGGGCUCUGGCAAAAGAAGCCGUCUACAUCAUUGGCCGCCAGCACCACGAGGUCUUUGCUAUUCGCCAGGACAUACAGGCUCAAGCUCGGGUUCGAUCGAAGAUGUCUAACGUCAGCGGUCCAGUCUUCGAACUGCGUGAGAUCCCGGACUUUUGGGAUCCUACACGCGGUGUGAUCAUCACCACGACUUGCUACAUCGAUCCCGCGACCGAACCGCUCAGUAGUUUUUCGAAGAGGUUCCUUCCUUUGGGUUGCGGACAUGCCGAUGGAUCUUCAAGAGAGCAUAAACCCCAUUUGCUGGCUGAAAAGUCCAUCGCCGAUAUCGCCGAGGCUCUUGUGGGAGUGGUCGACCGAGUGGGAGAUCCCAAUAUUUUGAUGGAAGUAUGCAGGAGGUUGUUCCCAAGCGCCUUCGGGACUCCCGUAUCCUUUGGGGAUAUCACAGGAAAGAAUCUCCUGCCGUUGGGAUCUUCGGCGAGUGGCCAGGAUGUCGAUCAGUUUGAACGGAUUACAGGCUACCGAUUUGACGAUCGUAGAAUCCUCGGCCUGCUACUUGACUCCCCGGACCCCACCACUACCACCAAGCUGAAUGCGCUGGGCGGGGCCAUCUUCGAGUAUGUGUUGAUGGGGUAUCUUAUUGAGCAGGGUAGUACUCCCAAGCUUUCACCGGGCGAGUUGACGGUAUGGAGGAGGGUCAUGUGGUCAGAUACGUCCUUCGCCGGGCUAUUUGUAACCAGCGGACUCGAUGACCUCUUCUAUACUACCAACGAAACGAGGGAAUUUGCGUCAGAGCUGAAGAAGGCUACGAUAACGCAGACGGAACUCGACCUAGGGUGGACUAAGAUCGAAAGGGUCCCCCGAGUGUCCUAUUACGUUCAUCUCCUGUUCGGUGGAAUCUGGAUUGAUGCUAGUCAGGGCAAGGGCGGAUAUGCGGAAGGGUUUGGGAUGGUAAGAAAGGUUUUUGAAAAUCUCUGCAUCCCAUUCUACACCCGAUUCGUCGGGGCAUACGAUCUGGAUCGUCUGGCGGAAAUUCCUGAUGCGUCUGCGGCGACAAAGCUGAGGGAGAAACUAUCGUGCAAUAAUGUCGAGGCGUCCAUCACUGAGUUGGCCGAUGGCCAGUAUCGUGCGAAAGUCCAAAGUCACUCCCGGAUCCUAGGCAACGGUACCAGUGUAUAUAAGGCUGCUGCAGUGGGUUUUGCUUACCGCGAGGCUCUCAAAUACGCCUCGUCCGAGAUCUGCAACUGCCGUUCUGCUCGACCUGCUCCACCUCCUGAGCUUACUCCAUUAUCGGUCGACAGCCCGGAUGACUAUCAAAUUCUGGAAAGUUGUCCCUUCGACAGCGCGGACGACAUUCAGAUUUUGGAUGGUCCCCCGUUCGAUCAUUCGGAUUACUUUGAAAUUUUGGAUGUUCCUCCGUCCGAUCAUUCGGAUCGGUACGAGAUCGGCAAAGACCCUGGACCGCCACAUGUCGUGCCUGCGACCCGCAAAGCCAGCCCUUCCGAUCUUGAAGACUUUGACGGGCAAGAGCGAAAGAACAAGCAUGUUAGAUAUGAUACGUAACAAGUCAUGUGAUCGAUGUUAUAUGUUUUGCGGGUCAUCGGUCCUGCAGGCCCGGUCGAACAACAGCACGCGCGUAGAUCCCCCGAAAAAUUAUGACCG